AGAAAUUCCUCGACACUUCGUGUUUUGGACUUAUCACAAGACACAAGCCUCGUUUUUGAUGACCGUGCAGCCGUAUGAAGAAGCCUGGUUCCUAAUGAGCGAGACCGUAUUGCAUUAUGGGAUUGGUUAAAAAUUCUCUCUUGUUCCACGUUGUCUUUUGGUAAGAAUUCAUUUCGAAAUUGAUGUGAAAAAACCCUUUUAAAUGUUCAAUUUGAGUUCAGAAUAGAUGUUUUUUGGACUAGUUUAAGAGUUCAAACAUUGGACUUUGAUAAAAUUGAGCGAUUGGUACUUCUAACUAGAUAGAUUACUUACAAAUUGGAUUUGAAAAUUGAUCACAAAAAUAUAUAUUAUGUAAAAGUUUUAAUACUUGGUCAAUAUUAUUCAACUUCAAUUUGUGUUGAGAAUCGAUGUUUUGUGACUUAGUUAGAAAAUAUAAAUCUAAUCCUUCGAUAGGGUGGAAUAUGCCAUCUAUAUAUGAAUAGAUAUGUUUAUAAAAUUCAAAGUCGUGAUGCAUGUACAAUCUAAAAGUUACUGUAAAUAUCCUCAAAAUCGCUAAAAUCUUUGAGUGAAAGCCCUGUGUCUGGAGUUACUAGUAAAACAAUGCCAUGCCUGACUUAUAGCAAGAAUGAAUAAUCUGUUUGAACAAACUUGGGUGUAUGAGGCCCGAUUUAGACAGCAAACUUUUCAUGCACAAAACCUAAUACAACAAUUAAAUAUGACAGAAGAGCAGCGUCUAAAUUAAGUUUGACAAGUUUUGAUUAGGUUCGACAUGGCACAAAAUAGGACAAGUCAUGUACUCGUGUUGUAUUAUGCAACACAGGUUUGACAUGGGUUUAGAUGCCAUGCUUUUCAUGCGCCGAACUUAACCCAUUGAGCCGCAGUGCACCCUACUUCUUUAUUUACUUGUCUAACGCCUGAUGAUUUUACUCGUCAUUGGGGAAGCUCCUGCAGCUUAAUGGGUUAAUGCAUAAAUUUUUCAUUGUAAAACGUACAUUAUCAUACCUCUGAUAUAUUGGCAAUUUAACACUGAAAUUUCUGAUUUAGUGUACUUGUAUUUUGGCACAGUACAAUUAAGUCUGACAUCUAAACAGUUGACGAACUUGUGCUGUAUUUAAUUUGUUUAGGUUCGGCGUAUGAAAAGUUUGCCCCGUAUAAACCGGACCUAAGCAGAGGGUCCUGAAGGGGUAGAAUGGGAACUGGGAUUGACCUAUUUUUAGACUGGGAAAAUGGGAUUUGGGUUGCUGGGACUGGGAUUUGGCCACUGGGAAUGGGAAAUGAAGUCCUCAAAAAUGGGAAUGGGAUUGAGGUAAUGUGAAUCGAUUCCCAAUUUUUCCACGUUUUAAGUAUUUUUAAAUACAAUUUUGAUCUGUUUUUGGUGUCUUUGGUCAUGAUUUUUGUUGUUAACUAUAUUAUUCACAGCACUAACUGCGAACAGGCAUACUCUGGCGCCCGGAAUUCUGGGUUUUAUGAUUAUGCGUGUCUCAGAAUGCUGCAAAUGCCAUUUCCGGGAUUCAAAUUUAAAAAUUUUCCGUGCCUUCAGCACGACCCUCCCCCCGGUGGCUUAAAAAGUCUCAAAACUGUUUAUUCUACCGAUAAAUAAAGGGGUUUUUAUUGACUGGGAUUUCAAUAACUCCGACUGGGAUUUCUAAUAAAAAUCCAACUGGGACUGGGAUUUUGCCAAAAUUUCAGGUGGGAAAUGGGAUUGGGACCCCCAUGGGAUUCAGGACCCUGUAAGCAGACUGUCUUGCCAAUUGUGUAUGCAUAAAUUCGGCAAACAAAAGCGUCAUCAGUCGAGAUGAACUGCCUGCGGUUUAUGCAUGGUGACCAUGUUCCACUGAUAAGUAAUUUAUUGUUUUGUAGUAAUUCUUUAAACGUUUCAAACGCAAUCCUUUAUUGAUUCAAAAUGGUGAGGGAAGAUAAGACAACAUGGAAGUCAAACUAUUUUGUAAAAAUUAUAGUAAGUGAAAAAAAUCCUACAUCUAACACAAUUAACUUCUUUAUGCCCCAAGAAGCAAGGGCAUGCAAGACCUUGUUGAAGACUCGCUGACUUUAAAUGGUUUCCACAUAAAGUGCCAAGAAGUUUGAAGCUGCACAGGGCCACAGUUGCAGCGCCCACGACAGAUGCCCCGUUGCCCAAACAGUGUGGGGGCAACAGGUUGCCUUUUUACAAGAACUACUAUACAUUUCAAAAUUUGAAAUUGUAAAUUGUUUCAAGUAAUUCAAACCAACUUGACCACAUACAGUAGCUCAGUUGGCAGAGCAUUGGACUAGUAUCCCAAAGGUCGCGGAUUCGGUUCCCACCAUGGCCAAGCAAACUUUUCAGCUUGCCCGGUGUGGAUGCACACUCAGAGUAACAUCACAAACAUCAUAUUCACCUGAGUACACAUAACACCAACAAGGCAACAACACAAAAAAAUUUAGUUCAUAUUUGAAUCUGAAAUUCCUCUGAAAGGGUUCAAGCUAUAUUUAAAAACAAAAGUCAAAACGAAAGCUGUUCUAAAUUAUUGACAAACUCUCAUACAAUAUACAUUUUAGUCUUUAGUGUCAUGCAACAAAUAAAAUUGUUCCAAUCAAUGCAACAGCAUCAGCAACAAUAUGAUUUGGAUGGCCAGUUUCAAUAUAUUUGAUGCUCUAGAGUAGCAUAAUAGACAACUUGCAAGAUAGACUAAUUUUUUUAUCUUGGCAAAAAAAAAGUAAAUUUCUGUAAAGAACAUAUUAAAAUUGCAAAAUUUGGUUAUGAAAUGUUGUAAAAUAAGGAAAAUAUAGCCUUGCAAAGUUUACAUAUUUUGUAUAUGUUUGUACUACAUGUGGAAAUUGUUACCAUUUUUGAGCCGAAACUGGUAACAAUUUCCGCACAUAAUACAAACGCAUACAAACUUUGCAAGACUAUAUUUUCCAAGCUUUACAACAUUUUGGCAUUUUGCAACCAAAUUUUGCCAUGUUAGGGACCGGUCAUUAUUUAUGGAAGGGGGGGGGGAAAUAAGGGGGGGCCAUAUGUAGAAAUAAAUGACAAGAAGGGGGGGGCUAUUAAAUUUUUUCAAGAAAAUGAUGGGGGGGGGGUUGCAAUUAAAUUUGAAGGAAUUUGCUUAAUUAAUAACCUGGUAUCCAUUUGGUUGUAAAUGUUGCAACUAAAUCAUGGUCACUGAUGUGAAAUAGUCUGGAUUCAUCUUGUCUUGUGUGUGCUGUAUGCAAAUCAGAUUUAUGGUUUGCAGACUUGUUAAAUUGACAGUGUAUUAUUACAUCAGCUCUUGAUGUGGUUAAAUACAUUUAAAUUAAGCAACGUUAACAGCGGAUGUAUUAUGCAGGCCACAUCCACUGAGGGGAGUCUGUGACGUCAUAUCGAUCAGAGGGGGUUGUUUCAUGCCUUGUGAUCAGUGCUUCGGUCUGGAUAUUCAUUCUGCCAUUGUAUGCUUUGCCUAGCUGCAGCAAGUUUUGCGCUUCGAUACCUUUUCCCCACCCACCCACCUAUGUUCAUUCUAAAGGAUUUUAUCUGGUAGCUAGUAUAUGUCAUUUUAUUUUAUAUAAUUUUUAAUCUCACAGAAAAUAGGAUGUAUAGACCACUAUACAUUGUAUUUCGCAGGUAUGCCUUGGCAGAAUUGUCAUUGCUAUCUCCUUUUGCUGCUAAUAUUACUCAUUGUUGCUCUCAUUGUUGCUGCGCAGCUGCUAUGGCAAUACUUCGUACCAUUAAGUCUAGUUGCAGCCUUAACCAUGGUUACAAUCGCCCAGACCAAAUGGAAACCUGAUUUUAGUGUUAUAUAUAAAAAUACUCCUCUUUUAAUUAUAAUUUUCCGCUAAUAUAUAUUUUUGGUCGACGUUAAUAUCUUGCCAGUUCCAUAUUCUUAUUUAAUAAUUAACACUAUAACGCCUGGGUAUCCCCAUUUGACGAGCAAAAAUGAAAAUGGGGGGGGUCAAAGAAAAAUAUUCCAAUAUGCAGGGGGGUCAUCAUUAAAUUUCUGCUCUUUUAGGAGGGGGGCUUUCAAUUUUAAAAAUUUAGAAAAGAAAAAAUUCCCCUCCCCCCCUUCCAUAAAUAAUGACCGGUCCCUUACUAAUUUCAUUAUGUUCUUUUUAGCUGUGGUGUUGAUUCUCUUCUCUUUACUUAGAUUAAAAUUUAGUCUAACAUGGAAGUUGUCAUUAUAAAAUAAUAAAAAUUAAAUUAAGACUAAUGUUUGUUGUUAUGUAGCAAUAUCUUGAUGAAUACCCCAAAGUAUUCAUUGUUGGUGCUGACAAUGUCGGUUCAAAACAAAUGCAACAGAUCCGUAUCUCGUUACGAGGCAAAGGUGAAUUGUUGAUGGGCAAGAACACCAUGAUGCGUAAAGCAAUCCGAGGACACCUCGAGAAUAACCCACAACUUGAAAAGUAAGAGCAGAUGGACAAUGAAUAAAAUUAGCAAUUCUGCAUACUAACAAGCAAAGUUGUUUUGUGCCUUACAACUUUGGAAAAUUUGAUGUGUUAUGCCAAUGAAGGAUUGGGAUUCCAAAUUAGUAUUUUAAAAAAAUGUUGGCUCUAAAUUUUUAUAAAAUAUGUUCAUGAUUGUCUUAGCUACUCAGUCAAACAUCUACUCAAUCAAAUUGCAAUAAUUUAAUUAUUUGAAUACUUCUAAACCUAACAUAUAUUAUAAUAUAGCAUUGUUUAUUUAUUUAAAAAAUUUCUGGUUUCUGAUUGGCUAACAGCCAACUGUGAAAUUGUUGUAUCAACUCAAUGGCUAACCAAAUAUGGAUUUUUCGCAUUCAUAUUUAGCAAAAUGACGUCAAAGAGUCAAUAUGGAAAAAAAUUGGACGUGUUUGCGCCAUAUUACUAUGACGACGAGAGUCAUAUUGACUCGCUGACGCCAUUGAUAUGACAACGACGACGGCUGCCGAAGGACUAAGGAAUUGUUUUUUUCUUAAUACAAAUAAAAUACAAAUGUUUUGAAUUUUUUAAAUAAAUAAUAAAACAAUUAUUGAAUUCGGUUUUCGCACAAUAUGAAGAAUUAUCAAGCCCUCAGUUUGCCGUUAUCAACCUCAGGCUUUGGCAAAUCAUAUUGUUGCUGUUGCAAACUUCGGGUUUGAUAAUUCUUCAUAUCGUGCUCAACCUCAUUCAAUAAUUGUUAAAUAUUAAUCAGUCACAUGUUUGUCUGUCAUGGUGGCUAAAAUUUGAGACCUUCCAAUCUGCAAACAUGCUGCUAGUAUGCAUGCAAAAGCACUUGUUUAUAAAUUACAAGACGACAGAUUAGCAUGAGGCGGUUUCUACAAAAAAAAGACAAAAAAAACCCGAAUGAACCAGCUUUUUAUAAAAAUGCGUUCGAAAAUCGAAACUACAGUAAAAAAAGACACAACACGCCACUCAGUUCUCACAAAAGAUAUUAAAUUAAACGUAAGGUAUUUUGAAAACGUUCUCAAAUUUCAAACAAAAUCUCUUUAGUUUUUCGUGUGAAAAUGCCAAAACUUGAUUCAUUUGCAACAAACUCGUAUAAGUAUGGUUCGAUUUUAAUAGUAAAAUACCGAUUUUUCUUCGGGGGGUUUUCAUUUCCCCCCGGGUUUUCCAGUUUUUCACCAAAAGUAACAUCAAGUAUUUCGGUUUUCAAAAAAACAUUGGUUUUUUCGGUUUACUGAAAAACCGCCGCACCCUACAACAGAUUGGCUUUGAUUUAAUUAAGUAUGGAUGGAUGUUCAUUAAUAGUUCCAAGUCUGAUUUUUUUGCACAUCGUUUGGAAAAGUAAUGUGCAAUUUUCACUAUUUGGCCCAGAACAAUAUGCAAUCUGUUAAAUUAAUCUGAACCCUGGUAAGAGGUGCUCCUUAGUGGAUCUCUAAGAAACCUUUUAAAAUUAACAGGACUAGAAAAACUUCAAAUUUGUAUGUUAUAUAUUCAGGCUUCUUCCAUACAUCAAAGGAAAUGUUGGUUUUGUGUUCACUAAGGAAGAUCUGAAUGAAGUGCGAGAAAUCAUACGAAGCAACAAAGUUGCCGCCCCUGCCAAGGCCGGAGCCAUCGCUCCUAUUGAUGUUAAAGUGGCCCCGAUUAACACUGGUCUGGGACCUGAGAAGACAUCUUUCUUCCAAGCUUUGGCCAUUCCCACCAAGAUUACAAGAGGAACCAUUGAAAUCUUGGUAAGGAAAAAGCUGUCUACCAUUCUGGCAGGGUUGGGCGAUAUUUACAAAAUCACAUCAUGAUUAUCGUCUAUUAAUACAUAAUAUAAACAUUAAAGGUGAUCUACAGUCCGAUCUGCGCAUGUGCACAAACGAGCCCACUUUUUAUGAUACAAACAGUUUAACUAUGUUUUGGGUUCUUGAAAAGCCUGAUUAUUGUUUCUUGAUCAUUUAUUAUACUCUAGAAGCUUGAAAAUAUAAAUAGUUGUCGAAUAAAGCUCAAUAUUUUGGACACAAAAAUGUAAACAAAGGCUUUGUUUACAUACGGACUGUAGAGCACCUUUAACAAAAUUAGGCUAUAUCUUAUAUAAGUCACACUGUGAAUAAUUGCAUGAACCUUAGCCGUCUAGGGUUGGGCAGUUCAGGGUAAAAACCGAAAAUGGUCUUAAAAUCAUCUUUCAUAAAAUAGUGGAAACACUGGGUAAAAAAAUAUGGCGGCCAUUUCGGUUGCAAAUUACGAAUAUUUCGGUCUUAUUUUCGCUUUUAGGCGAGACUUUUUUUAUUUAUUGGUUUACGGAUUUGACUUUAAAAAUAAGAGGUCGGUAGGUCGGAAAAUUUUUUUUAAAAAAAAACAAACUGAGUAUAAAUGAGAACCGAAAUUAAUAAUCUUUAUAAAAAUUUUUAACGUCAAUUUAAAAAAAAAAUGCAAAAAACGUGGCUACAAACACAGAGUAGAUAAGACAUACAGAGACGUAACUGACCGUUGUAAACACUGCGGAAGAUUACGUUAUCAUGUACCCACUUUUUUUCAGGCGACCGGGCGAAAAAUGAUUAACUGCGCGUGCUCAGCAAGUUUAAAGUGAGUCGUCAUCAGGUUGUCAUCCAAUCAGAUGCAUGCAUCUAGUAACUUGCCGAGCAUGCGCACAAAAAAAGUGGGUACACUAGUUACGUCUCUGUAUGUCUCUACUCUGUGCUACAAAUCUACAUAUUGAUUGUCACAACGAUAACACAGAAUAGAUACAGGACCAGAAGUGUCACUCCGACGAUAUUUUGUCCGAAAUUUUACGAGUGCUGACGUGAAAAUACUCCAUCAUAUGACGCCAUCCUGGAGUGCACACAGAAGUUUUUCAUAGGAAAACAUAGGUACAAAGUGCCGGGUGCACUCCAGGAUGGUGUCAUAGCACGCAAAAAAAUUUCGGAUGUUUUCCUUCAGCCAAAACACAUAGGAGUGACACUUCUGGUCUGCCGGUAUCUAUUCUGUGACGAUAACAUGAGCCAGCAGUACCUAGAGUCAAAGUUCACUUGAAGUGUACUUCAUGUCAGAACCCCAAAUUAAUUAAAAUUAACUAAAAUUGUAAAAUUUUUGACAUCCAAAUUUAUUUUUUUUAUUUUUCACUUUCUGAAUAUUUACGGUCGGCGAAUCCGUAAACCAAUGAAUAAAAAAAGUCUCGCCUUACACACAUCGGAAAUAAGUCAAGGUACAGAAUAUGAAUAUGAAUUGUUUGUAAGCCACCCCUAUUUCUGCAAGUUUUCAAGUAUUUUUUCCGUUUUUUUGUCAAAAGGAAAUUCGUUUGAACCGGUUUUUAGCCAUCCACUGCAAUAGUGGCAAAGCAGCAAAAUUUAUAUAUUUGAGAAAUUAAAAGAACUGUUCCGAUUUUGUGAAAACAUUGUACUGUACACAUGCAAAACAAUAGUUAUUGACCAUAACGAUAAUUACAAUACUAUAUAUCAUCGCUCAUUUUUUCUAACAGUACCUUCGAUACGAUAAUCAUGACUGAAAAUAUCACAAUUAUAUCGAAAUAUCACUCUCAAGCUAUACCAUGGUCAUACCUGUUGUUAAUCAUGUAGCUAUAAUGCCCCCUAAAGCACUUGCCAUUAUUUUAUUUUGACUGAUGCCGGGGCGAUUUUACAUUGACCUUAUCUUGCUCCACAUAACAAAAUAAUUUGUUACUUAUAGAGUGACGUUCAUUUGAUCCAUAAAAGUGAGAAAGUUGGUGCGUCUGAAGCCACAUUGCUUCAGAUGUUGAAGAUCUACCCAUUUUCGUAUGGCUUGAACAUUGAACAAGGUAAAUAAUAUUAUUUACUAUAUAGAAAACCAUGCAUUCGUGAAAGUUCUCCGGAUUGAUAAUAACUUUUAUAAUAAAUUAAUUAUAAAAAUAAUAAAAAGUAAUAAAAAAAAAUUAUUAAGAAAUUAAUUACAAAAAUAAAAAAAAUAAUUAAAAAUAAAUAAUUAAUGAUUAAUAAAUAUUUAUAUUUAGAACUAUAAAUAUUUAGAAAUUUCACAAAUUAUAAUAUAAUAUAUAUUGUACAGUACAUAUAAAAUUAGGUUUCAUUGUUUACAAAAACAUUUGGCAGAGUCUCAAUAGAUAUCCAGAGCAUAAUUAAAUAAGUGCAACAAAUUCCACUAGGUAUCUUUAUUGCUAUUAGUUUUGUACCACAAGAUGUGGCACUCAUCAAAUAAAUUAGCCAGAUAUAUCAUAUUUUUUUCUUAUCAUAUUAUUAGGCUAAUUUACCUGAUGAGUGCCACAUGUUGUGGUACGAAACUAAUAAUAAUAAAGAUACCUAGUGGUAUUUAUUGAGUCGUUUAAUUGGAGAGUCGUGGAAUUUACCGACUAUACUGAUGUACUAUCGUGGACACUGUUGUUAUUAAAAUAAUGUAUGAUUUGUAUUUCGGACAUGUAGUGAAACACAGACUUAGUUAACAUUUUCUAAAAAGCCUACUAGGUUUGCAAUUUGUAAAACCUACAGACUUGGAAUGUUCAGUUUUAGCCUUUACUGUUUCGCAUUUGUUAUAGUCUUAAUCUCAAAAACGAUCUGUGCCGUGCAGGUAGUGGCAAAAAGAUAAGAAUGCAACUGCCUGUAUUUUUCAGGUACUUGCAUGCUUAUCUAACUUAAGAAAUCAUUUCGACCACAUCAGUCGCUGUUGUCCGAAAAAUUUUUAAAAAGCAUUUUGACCACAUUAGUCGCUGUCGUCCGAAAAGUUAGUGAAAUUGCUCGCUUUGGUUCAUUUACCUCUUGUAUGUAUAUUUAUAUAUGGUUUCUUAAAACCAAACUAUGCUUUUGAAUAGUGUAUGAAGCUGGCAGCAUAUUUUCUCCCGAUGUUUUGGACAUAACUCAAGAGGAUAUAUUGGCCAAAUUUAUACAGGUAAAAUGAAACUGUAAAAUACACAUAUUUUGAGAAACCUACUGCUCUAUUGAAAACGUUUUAUAUCUGAACAACUGUUUAAAUUUCAGGGUGUUGCUAAUGUUGCUAGCGUGUCCUUGGCAAUUGGUUAUCCAACUACUGCCUCUGUUCCUCACUCCGUUGUGAAUGGAUUCAAGGUAAGGGAUCGCACUCUUAAUUCGGUGUGUUUGAAAUAAUUAAAGUUAUAAAACUUAAGAUUUAUCGGAACUUGUCUUUCUAGAGACUCGUUUUUCAACAGGAUUGUUUUUCUUUGGAGGAACAGUCUUCUCGCUCAUAUCACCGAAUGUACCUCUAUUUCCUCUUUCAAACACAUUCUGUAUUCUCACUUCCUUUCCAAACUUGAAUCUACCUUCAGGUCGGUUCGAGUAUAGUUCCUUCGAUAUCGAUGUAAUCUAGUAAUCAUGAUUUUUUUCUGUAUUGGUGUAAUGUACUCAGGUGAAUAUGAUGCUUUAUACACUCAGAGUAACAUCACAAGCAUCAUAUUCACCUGAGUACAUUACACAAACAUAGAAAAAAUUCAUGAUUACUAGAUUACAUCGAUAUCGAAGGAACUAGACUCAGUUCCAAAAUAUCACAUACUCGAACCGACCUAGUAUUCCAAAGGUCGUAUGUUCGAUUCCCACCGUGGCCAGGCAUAUUUUUCGGGCUUGCCCGGUGUGGAUAUACACUCAGAGUACAUUACACCAACACACAAAGAAUUCACCUGAGUACAUUACACCAACACAGAAAAAAUUCAUGAUUACAUCGAUAUCGAAGGAACUAGACUAAGUUCCGAAAUAUCACAUACUCGAACCGACCAGACCAGACCGCGUAGCUCAGUUGGCAGAGCAUUGGGCUAGUAUUCCAAAGGUCGUAGGUUCGAUUCCCACCGUGGCCAGGCAUAUUUUUCAAGCCUGCCCGGUGUGGAUAUGCAUUCAGAGUAACAUCACAAGCAUCAUAAUGGGAAUUGUCUAUAUAAUGCUUUUUUCCAUUUCUAGAAUGUGCUUGCCGUUGCAUUAGGGACUGAGAUCACCUUCCCAGCAGUUGAGCAACUCAAGGCGUACUUGGAAGAUCCAUCUGCCUUUGCAGCGGCUGCUCCCGCUGCGUCUGCUGGCGGCGAUGGUGAUGCGGAGGAAGACAAACAAGAAGAGAAGAAAGAAGAAGAAGAGGAGGAGGAAAGUGAUGAUGAUAUGGGCUUUGGAUUGUUUGAUUAAAACAUUUACAUUUGAAGCAAUUAAAACAUAGAUAAAC
This is a messenger RNA of Paramuricea clavata, 10476 nucleotides long. The record is from the annotation of a GenBank genome assembly. Lineage: Eukaryota; Metazoa; Cnidaria; Anthozoa; Malacalcyonacea; Plexauridae.